This is a messenger RNA of Blastocystis hominis, 426 nucleotides long. RefSeq lists its product as hypothetical. Gene Ontology annotation, molecular function: structural constituent of ribosome; mRNA binding. NCBI's taxonomy places the organism in Eukaryota, Bigyra, Opalinata, Blastocystidae. Gene Ontology annotation, biological process: translation. The record is from RefSeq and is a predicted model, not a curated record. Bases 69 to 386 code for a protein of 105 amino acids. Gene Ontology annotation, cellular component: ribosome; cytosolic small ribosomal subunit. The transcript is spliced from 5 exons.
GCCGCAUUCAUUUAGUCAUGCCAUUUAAGCGUAGGUAAGUAUUUGUUCUAGUCGAAAAAGUGAAAGCAAUGCUCGAGUUAAAUCACGGUCGUUCGAAGAAGGGUAGAGGUCAUGUGAAGCCUGUCCGUUGCACUCACUGUGGCCGUUGUGUGGGAAAGGAUAAGGCCGUGAAGCGUUUCCAGGUGAGAAACAUUGUCGAUGCCUCGUCCCAGAGAGAUAUUCGUGAUGCUUCUGUCUAUGAACAGUACACUCUCCCCAAGCUGUACAUCAAGCAGCAGUACUGCGUGUCGUGCGCUGUCCACGGUCGUAUUGUCCGUGCCCGUAAGGUUGAGGACAGACGCAUCCGUGAGUACGUGCGUCCUCAGUUCAAGGGAGAUCGUUCUUAACGUCUUAAAGGAGCGAUUCGUCAAAGGAUGUUGGCAAUAU